UAAGUUAUGACUUGAUACUUAGACAAUUUACAGAAUUGCAAUGACAAAGCAAACAAGCACACAAGGGAUUCAAGGCCGUAAAGGACAGCAAAAUUUUCUUCAAUUGAUAAACUACAUUACAAUUGGGGGGCACUACGGCCGUUACAUCACUUGGCUAAAAAUUGAAAAGCUAAUUACAAAAAGUAGCCAAUCAAGCUUCGGGGGCACCUCCAUCUGCGGCCGCCUCAUCGGCCUCAUCAGCUCCCUCUUCGUCCUCAGCUUCUUGGCCGGCAGCAGGUGCAGCACUGGUAGCAUCAUCAAGGAAGUCGAACACAUAACGGCUGAUCGAUCAAUAAUAACACGGAGUAAUAAUAAUAAUAAAGUAUUAGUAAUACGUAGUAAUAACAAUGAAUAAUAAUCACAUGCAUACUAACCAUACAUACAUAAUACACCCAUAUAUGCAUGAAAUGAACACAUGAAUUAUAUACAUAACAUAGUUACGAGACAUACAAAUAUAUAUACGUAAUAAUAAUAUAACUAUGUUACAUACGCACAUCUGCAUAACGGAUGGAUCAAUAGUUUAUACGUAAUAAUAAUACAAUUAAUUACAAGGCAAUAGUGAUAGAAAAGCAACGGAAGUAUUUUGAGAAGUGAUUUUGAAGUUGUUCGAUCUGUGAUAUUUGAGAAGUGAAACUAAGUGUGUUUGGGUAUUAAAUAUUUUAUUUAAACAUUUUCGAGGCAGUUUGAGAAAAUGAGGAAUAUUUUGAGAUAUAUUAAUUCAAGAUAAAAGAAUGAUUUCAUAAAGAGGUAGGCACCUCGGGAGUAUAAACUCUUGUAUCAUAAAGACAUUUUAUGAGUCUUAUUGGCUUUCUAAAGAUCCCAUGGAGUACAUUAUACGAGAAUCUAUUGCAGAUGAGCAAGCCAAUGAAAUGGUGAAUUUAAGUCUCGAAAUGUUGCAAAGCAUAUCUUUACCGAUGCCUAAAACACUUAAAUUUGAAGUUCUUAAUCUUGAAGAUCAAUCCUUGAAUGUCAAAGGAAAAGCACCUGAAGUAGAACUCAAACCACUUCCUUCUACUUUAAAAUAUGCUUUUCUUGGCCCAAAUUCCACUUAUCAUGUCAUUGUGAAUGCUGAUUUGGAUCUUCAACAAGUGGAAAGAAUAUUGCAAGUCUUACGAAGCCAUCGAAGAGUUAUUGGCUACACCAUUGAUGAUAUUGUUGGCAUAAAGGCAUCUUACUGCAUGCACCGCAUUUACUUGGAGGAUGAUCACAAGCCGAGCAUUGAGCACCAAAGACGUCUCAACCCCAACAUAAAAGAUGUUGUUAAAAAAGAAAUUCUUAAAUUGUUGAGUGUUGGUAUCAUUUUCCCCAUUUCGGACAGUAAAUGGGUAAGUCCUAUCCAUGUGGUACCAAAGAAAGGAGGAAUUACUGUUGUAAAGAAUGAAAAAAACGAGCUGAUUCCUACACGAAUAGUCACUGGAUGGCGCAUGUGCAUUGAUUACCGCAAGCUAAACAAGGCAACUCGGAAAGAUCAUUUUCCACUUCCUUUUAUUGAUCAAUUGCUGGAGAGGAUGGCUAAGCACAAAUAUUUCUGCUUUCUUGACGGAUUCUCUGGAUUUUUCCAAAUCCCAAUUCAUCCGGAUGAUCAAGAAAUGACGACAUUUACAUGUCCUUAUGGUACUUUUGCAUAUCGCAGAAUGCCGUUUGGAUUAUGUAAUGCACCAGGAACCUUUCAACGAUGUAUGCUAGCUAUUUUCUCGGAUCUUGUCGAGGAAAUUAUGGAAGUUUUUAUGGAUGAUUUCUCGGUUUAUGGGAUUUCAUUUGAUGAUUGUCUUGAACAUCUUGAUAUAGUGCUGAGCAAAUGUGAAGAAGCAAAUCUUGUCCUCAACUGGGAAAAGUGUCAUUUCAUGGCAACCGAAGGCAUUGUGCUUGGGCACAAAAUUUAUGAAAAGGGCAUUGAAGUAGACCCGACAAAGAUAGAAGUCAUUGAGAAAUUGCCACCCCCUUCUUCCAUCAAGGGGAUUCGCAGUUUUCUUGGUCAUGCGGGAUUUUAUUGACGAUUUAUCAAGGAUUUUUCAAAAAUAUCAAAGCUUUUAACCAAUCUUCUCUCAAAAGACGUGGAGUAUAAUUUUGAUGAAUCUUGUUACACCGCAUUUGUAUUUCUCAAAAUCUUGAUCCAAUUAGGACUAAAACAUAGUCAAUACUCCAACUUAGGACUUAAUGUUUUUAAUUCCCUAAAUGGGACUCCCUAUUACCAUAUUACCCCUAAUGUAUUAAAUCCCUACCUCUUCUGUGUUUGUCUUUCCCGAUCUCUGCCUCCUCUUUCGCGUAGAUCGCCCCAGAUCUCUCCCAUGUCGAUCUGCAGGUCAUCUUCGAUUCCCUCUCCGCUGCCCAGGUCGACUUUUCUCCAGAGAAGGUAGCCAACAUUGGCGGAUGAAGGUGUAGCACUAUUCUCACUAGAGGGCAAGUUCUAGCAUGAUGUGUGCGUUCUUGCCGAGUGUAUGCAACGGCGGUCUCGCCGGUGGCAGCGGCAGCUCCUCACCGGGCAGUGGCGGUGGCGGUCUUGAUGAUGACGACUGGCGCGGAGGGUGUUGUUGGUGUCGGUGGUCUUGAAGCCCUGUUGCAAGGAAUUAUCGAAGGAAGUGCAGGGGCGUUUUUUAUUUUUAUUUCAUUAAGGUCGUAUACGGUGGGCAUACGGAGAGGUAAUAUGCUUCGAGUAGCCCGAUCAAACAGACCUACUUGUGUGCAUGCUUAUAAAUAUACACCUACGCACAACGGAAGAAGGGGAAACGAACAAACGAAUAUAUAACUACUAGAGAAGAGAGAAAGGAGAAGGUGAGGGCUGGACAGAUUGGUCACGUCGUCGAAGCCGAAGGGAAAAGGGAGGAGCGCCGGACUGGUUUACGCCGGAGUAGUGAAGCCAUCAUCACCGCCGGAGAAGAUAGCCGGAAAAGAAGCUAACGUCGCCGGACUGCAGGACUUCGAAACCACGCACACCGGGGAAGGAGCGGACGCCGACUGCAUCACCGCCUAUUACAACCUGCACUCUGCCACUCUCGUUGGAAAGAAGGCAGCUUGGAGGGAUGGAGUAGGGAUCUGUUCGCCGGCCUAGUAUUCAUUGACGUUGAAGACGACGGAGUAAUAAGACCGGAAUUGAGGAAGGGAAUUAGGAUCAUCAGGACCUACUGUAAGUUUCUCUGCCAAUCUAAAAUCGUUUCCUCGUAUUAUAUAUGUACUAUGUGAUACGUGAUUUUAGUGUGACUUAUGAUGUAUAUGCAUGUGAUUUUGAAGUUGUUCGAUCUGUGAUAUUUGAGAAGUGAAACUAAGUGUGUUUGGGUAUUAAAUAUUUUAUUUAAACAUUUUCGAGGCAGUUUGAGAAAAUGAGGAAUAUUUUGAGAUAUAUUAAUUCAAGAUAAAAGAAUGAUUUCAUAAAGAGGUAGGCACCUCGGGAGUAAUCCGAGGUGUCGGUUUUCCACGUCCCUUAAAAUGUGGAGAGUGAUUAGGGCUACUACUAAGAAGAGAUUUUUGAGUAACUUUUGGAUCUAUGUUCCCUUUUAAGAAGGAGUGUAGGGUAGCAGUUCCGACGUAAAAAGGCUGCUACUACUAAGGGUAAGGAUAAGUUUGAGUGACAGUUGGAUCGAUGAUCCCUUUUAAGAAGCAGAGUUGUAGUAGUAGUCCCUAAUCAUUCAGAGAUAUCUUAUUCAGGGGUAGUUGGGUUUCGACUAUUCGUGACGACUUACUCCUCGGAGGGCUUGGAAUCCCUUUUAGGGGGUGUGCACACUUAAGGUAGUCGUUUCGUUUCCACAAGAGCGUUGUGGUACCGGCAUUGAUCGAGAUGGCCGAAAGGUUGAGCACCGCUCUUCUAAAUUACUAGGAAGUUAGAGAAGAAGAUUUUUUUUUAGAAGUUCAAAGAGAAGAGUUACUAUAAUAUUUUCGAAGAAAAGUUGAGGAUUUUAGUAAAGAAGUGAUUUUGAGAAAAAUCAAAGAGAAGAAUUUUGGUGUUGUGUGUUAUUUUUAUAUAGUAUUAUAUGAAAAAACUAUUUUCGCCAAACCUGAUUAUUUUACGGGGUUGGGUAGUACUUACUUAGCUCUAAAGCUAAUUUUUGUUAUUUUUCUUGUCCCUCUCUUCUCCCUUAAUUUUUAGCAGGUGAUGAGUUGGAAGCUUAUGUUGAUUGAUCGAUUGCUCGAGCCUGAGAGCGACUUAGAAGAUGACUUAGUCAAAUCUAGUCGUGAAAUAAACAUUUACUUAUUAUUACAUUAGUUUUUGUUGUUUUGCUUUGAGUUGCCUGUGCAUUCGGUUAAGAGAUGACCGAAUGUGGUGGUAACACCCAUUUCCCUAUUAAGGCUUUCGCUAUAUCUCUC
This is a messenger RNA of Cuscuta europaea, 4338 nucleotides long. Lineage: Eukaryota; Viridiplantae; Streptophyta; Magnoliopsida; Solanales; Convolvulaceae. The record is from the annotation of a GenBank genome assembly.